This is a messenger RNA of Caenorhabditis sp. 36 PRJEB53466, 1309 nucleotides long. The record is from the annotation of a GenBank genome assembly. NCBI's taxonomy places the organism in Eukaryota, Metazoa, Nematoda, Chromadorea, Rhabditida, Rhabditidae.
AUGCCACAGCAGUCGGCACACAACUCCGCACAACGAAUGGUUGAAGACGUUGAGGGUGCUCCGAGGCAACAGCCGCAAGGCGGACAAAUGCAGUUCAGUGCUGGAGGUGAGUCUAUUUUCUAGUAUUUUCUCAGUUACAGUUUCAGAACCACGUGUACGUGGAUGCACUGAAGUCUUCUGCAUUGCUCUCUCAUACAUUCUCGUUUUCCUCACUUUUCCCGUCUCCAUCUGCAUGUGCAUCAAGGUACUGUUCACUUUUUUGAAUUAAUAGUUCCUUCGCAAGUUUUCCUUAGAUUGUGCAAGAGUACCAACGCGCCGUAGUGUUCCGUCUUGGUCGUCUGAUUCCUGAAGUCAAAGGUCCUGGAAUCUUCUUCAUCAUCCCGUGCAUCGACAAUUUCAUCAAUAUUGACCUGCGUGUGGUUUCUUACAACGUACCAUCACAAGAGGUUUGGUUACGCAAUCAUCUGCAUAUCCGAUAGUAAUUCCCCUCUUCAGAUCCUCUCUCGAGAUUCGGUUACCGUUUCUGUUGACGCAGUUGUCUAUUUCAAGGUGUUCGAUCCAAUUACUUCGGUAUUUACAGCAAUAGAUUUGAACUGAUUUGAACAUGAAAUAAUCUUCAGGUGAUCGGAGUCGAAAAUGCUACAGAAUCGACGAAACUGCUCGCCCAGACCACUCUUCGUACCAUCCUCGGUACUCACACCCUUUCAGAAAUACUCUCGGCUCGUGAAAAGAUUUCCGCCGACAUGAAGAUCUCCCUCGAUGAGGCCACCGAACCAUGGGGCAUCAAGGUGGAGCGUGUGGAGCUCCGUGACGUCCGUCUCCCAAACCAGAUGCAACGCGCUAUGGCUGCUGAGGCCGAGGCUACGCGUGAUGCCGGAGCAAAGGUUCGCAGACAAAAUGGGUUUAGAGCAAUUAGGAUGGAUCCAUACCAAUUAAUUUCAGAUUAUCGCUGCCGAAGGAGAACUCAAAGCGUCUGCCGCCCUCGCCGAGGCUGCUACCAUCAUUUCGAAAUCCGAGGGAGCGAUGCAACUGCGUUACCUCCAUACUCUCAAUGCUAUCAGGUAGCUCAUGAGUCAUCUGAAAUCGUCUAAAACAAUGUCGGGUUUACAGUUCGGAAAAGACAAACACGAUUAUUUUCCCGUUCCCGAUCGAGAUUCUCGGCGGAAUCAACACAAACGGAUCGAAGGUCGGUCCAUCGUCAGGCUUUCCCGCCCAAGAAAUGAUUCAAGCCGCUCUCCAAUCCUUUCAACUACCUGCAGCUGGAACAGGCGGCCCAGGCACCGCUUCCUCGGGAGCCAGUCGUCUCUAA